AUGGCGUCGAACAACAACUCAUCGGCGGCGGCGCCCGCGCCCGCGACCUCGGAGGACCAGUACUUCAACACUAACCCGCCCCCCAAGGACCUCGACAGGCAUGUGGCUCUCGCCCGCGACUUUAUAAACUUCCACGCCGCAGUUGGCCGCCCGCUGGUGCUUGUGACGUCGGGCGGAACCACAGUCCCGCUGGAGAAGCAGACGGUGCGCUUCAUUGACAACUUCUCGGCCGGCACACGCGGAGCAACGAGCGCCGAAUACUUCCUCGAAGCCGGAUACGCCGUUCUGUUUCUGCAUCGCCAGUUCUCUCUCUUGCCCUUCUCUCGCCACUACAGCCAUGCGACGGACUGCUUCCUCGAUUUCCUAAGGGAAGGUCCCGACGGCAGCGUUGUCGCCCGCGACGAGGACGCCGGCAAGAUGCUGCACGUGCUCCGCCAGUACCGCGACGCCCGUGACCGCAACUUGCUGCUCGUGCUGCCCUUCGUCAGCAUAUCCGACUACCUCCACGAGCUGCGGAGCAUCACGCGGCUGCUGCGUCCGCUCGGCCCGCAGGCACUGCUGUACCUGGCUGCUGCUGUAAGCGACUUUUUCGUGCCGCCUGAGCGCAUGUCGGAGCACAAGAUCCAGAGCACAAACGCCGUCGACUCGGUCCAGAAAGGGAGCAAGACGGCACCCACGACGACGGACGAGGAGAUAUUUGACAACUUCGACUCGUCGCCUGCCGUGCCCCGCAGCAAGCGCCUCGUGGUCGACCUCGAUCCCGUCCCCAAGUUCCUCAAGAACCUCGUCGAGGGCUGGUCGCCCCAGGGCAUGAUCGUCUCGUUCAAGCUUGAGACGGACCCGGCCAUCCUGGUGCACAAGGCCCGCUACUCGCUGGAGCGGUACCAGCACCACCUCGUCAUUGGCAAUCUGCUAUCCACACGCAAGUGGGAAGUUGUGUUUGUCGCUCCCGGUCUCCCAGACCGCUGGAUCCGUAUCCCCAUCCACAAGCAGCAACACGAGAGCAAAGCCGCGGCCGUCGAAAAGGACGAGCCGCUCGACCCAAAGAGCCUGCCCGAGGGCGAGCCUGAGCUCGAGAUUGAGAGCCUCAUCAUCCCCGCCGUCAAGGAGCUGCAUACUAGGUACAUCAAGGCGUACAACGAGGGCAAGGCCCGCGGUUGA
This is a messenger RNA of Lasiosphaeria miniovina, 1161 nucleotides long. Its product is annotated as phosphopantothenate-cysteine ligase-like protein. Gene Ontology annotation, cellular component: cytoplasm; nucleus. Lineage: Eukaryota; Fungi; Ascomycota; Sordariomycetes; Sordariales; Lasiosphaeriaceae. The transcript is spliced from 8 exons. Bases 1 to 1161 code for a protein of 386 amino acids. Gene Ontology annotation, molecular function: phosphopantothenate--cysteine ligase activity. The record is from RefSeq and is a predicted model, not a curated record. Gene Ontology annotation, biological process: coenzyme A biosynthetic process.